CAGAGGAGGAGCAACAUCAGCGUCAGGUUAGGUUCUGCUCCUCCAUCUGCUCCAGUGUGUCCACAGGAGUGGGAGCACCAUGGACCAAACUUUAACCUCUCCUCUGUGUCAUUCCAGAAGAUACUGAGCAGAUAUGGACCAUCCGUGAGGAGAACGCGACAGAAUGGAGAGUCCGGAGUCGCCCCUCACCCCCGGCGUCAGGCCGUACACCGCCGUGGAGACGCUGCUCAUCGUCCUGGUCGCUGGAUCCCUGAGUCUGGUCACCGUUAUCGGAAACAUCCUGGUCAUGCUCUCCAUAAAGGUGAACAGGAACCUGCAGACCGUCAACAACUACUUCCUGUUCAGCCUGGCCUGCGCCGACCUCAUUAUCGGCGUCUGCUCCAUGAACCUCUACACCGUCUACAUCGUGACGGGCGACUGGCCCCUGGGGGCGGUGGUGUGCGACCUGUGGCUGGCCCUGGACUACGUGGUGAGCAACGCCUCCGUCAUGAACCUGCUCAUCAUCAGCUUCGACCGCUACUUCUGCGUCACCAAGCCGCUCAGCUACCCGGCGCGCCGCAGCACCAAGAUGGCCGGCCUGAUGAUCGCCGCCGCCUGGGUCCUGUCCUUCAUCCUGUGGGCCCCCGCCAUCCUCUUCUGGCAGUUCAUCGUGGGGGUGAGGACCGUGCCGGACUACGAGUGCUACAUACAGUUCUUCUCCAACCCGGCCGUGACCUUCGGGACGGCCAUAGCGGCCUUCUACCUGCCGGUGGCCAUCAUGAUCUACCUGUACUGGCGCAUCUCCAGGGCCAGCCGCAGCCGCAUCAGGAGGGACAGCAGGAAGACCUCGGGCACCAGCCUGGGGGAGGGCCCGUCGCACAGCCAGGAGGAGGCCUGCGACAACCGCAACGACUGCGCCGCCACGGGCGACGCGCGGGAGGCGGAGGAGGAGGCGCCGCAGCAGCGCAACGGAAGCGGCCCCUGCAAGGAAGCGGGUGCCGAUGCGGUGGAGGCGACGUCCGACAGCGUCCGCGCGUCGGCGUCCAACGACGACGCCGCGGCGGCCGCGUCCCCGCGGGGGGCGCCGAGCGCCGACAAGGACAACUCCACCGCCGAAAGACUGAUCACCAGAACGCUGUUCAAGGUAACCAAACAGAGCGCCGUGGCGAAGUGGAAGAGGAAAAGCUUCUCCUCGAGGGAGAGGAAGGUGACGCGCACCAUCAUGGCGAUCCUGGUGGCGUUCGUGGCCACGUGGACGCCGUACAACGUGAUGGUGCUGAUCAACACCUUCUGCUCCGCCUGCAUCCCGAGCUCCCUGUGGAUGAUCGGCUACUGGCUGUGCUACAUCAACAGCACCGUCAACCCGGCCUGCUACGCGCUGUGCAACCCCACCUUCAAGAACACCUUCAAGCACCUGCUGACGUGUCAGUACCGGAAGCUACGCUCGGCGAGAUGAAGCGCUAGAUUCAUCCACUGAAACUGAGCUGUGCUGUAAAUUCGUAGUCUGACUGAUCUUGUUUUUUUUUUUACACGACAUUGCUUUUUACUGAGCUGUUUAACCCACUCUGCUAAAGUAUCGUUUCAGUAUAAAAGCUGUAGGAAGAGAAAACUGACACAGGAAAAACUGAGAAAGUCUUUUGACUAAACAACUUUAUUUAUACCUAAAAAGACAGAACAGUAUUUA
Betta splendens (Siamese fighting fish) is the source of this 1663-nucleotide messenger RNA. Its product is annotated as muscarinic acetylcholine receptor M2-like. Lineage: Eukaryota; Metazoa; Chordata; Actinopteri; Anabantiformes; Osphronemidae. Gene Ontology annotation, biological process: adenylate cyclase-activating adrenergic receptor signaling pathway. The transcript has 4 exons. Bases 164 to 1435 code for a protein of 423 amino acids. Gene Ontology annotation, cellular component: plasma membrane. The record is from RefSeq and is a predicted model, not a curated record. Gene Ontology annotation, molecular function: G protein-coupled acetylcholine receptor activity.